This is a messenger RNA of Oryctolagus cuniculus (rabbit), 1471 nucleotides long. The record is from RefSeq and is a predicted model, not a curated record. NCBI's taxonomy places the organism in Eukaryota, Metazoa, Chordata, Mammalia, Lagomorpha, Leporidae.
AUGAUUUGUCAUGGAGUUUGUUCUAAUAAAUCAUUCUCUGUCUCACGGCAGCACGCCCACCUCCCUCGCCGUGGCCUUGCUUCUCUCCUGUGGCUGGGGUGGGGAGCGCCCGGGGCCUCCCAGUUUGACCCCCACCAAGGCCAAACAGCUCAAACAUUGCCGCCAGGGGGCGCGCUCGGCCAGGCAGUGUCCUGCGGGGCCGCAGUCAGAGGUGCCCAGGUGCCGUCCUUAAAGUGCCCGCAUACUGUGCAACGGCAGGCAGAGGGGGCCCUGGGUACCCCUGUUCUUUCUCUCCCAGUACCUGCCUCCCUGGGUGCCCCUGUUCUUUCUCCCCCGGCACCUGCCCCCCUGGGUGCCCCUGUUCCUUCUCCCCCAGCACCUGCCUCCCUGGGUGCCCCUGUUCUUUCUCCCCUGGAACCUGCCCCCUGGGUGCCCCUGUUCUUUCUCCCCCAGCACCUGCCUCCCUGGGUGCCCCUGUUCUUUCUCUCCCAGUACCUGCCUCCCUGGGUGCCCCUGUUCUUUCUCCCCCGGCACCUGCCUCACUGGGUGCCCCUGUUCUUUCUCCCCCGGCACCUGCCCCCUGGGUGCCCCUGUUCUUUCUCCCCCAGACCUGCCCCCCUGGGUGCCCCUGUUCCUUCUCCCCCAGCACCUGCCCCCCUGGGUGCCCCUGUUCUUUCUCCCCCAGCACCUGCCCCCUGGGUGCCCCUGUUCUUUCUCCCCCGGCACCUGCCCCCCUGGGUGCCCCUGUUCUUUCUCCCCUGGCACCUGCCCCCCUGGGUGCCCCUGUUCUUUCUCCCCCGGCACCUGCCCCCCUGGGUGCCCCUGUUCUUUCUCCCCCAGCACCUGCCCCCCUGGAGACUGCAUCGAGUACCCUGGGCACACGUGGGCGAGUCAGACCGAGUGAGUGACAUCGGCCUCAGCCUGCAGGGCCUGCAGUGGCCUGAUCCCAACUGUCCUGCUCUUGUCCAGGCUGGCCGGCCAAUCAGGAGCCCGGAGACAGGCCGGGCAGCCCCACGGGCGGGCUGGGGGCAGCUGAGGGUCCUGGCUGCUGCUGGGCCUGUAGUCUCAGGCCGUGGGCUGGGGACUCCUACACCCCUUGCCCAAGGCUAGACAGCAGGAAAAGCAGGGCGUGGGGGCCAGCGUCCGCGGCCGAGCACUGGUUCCAGUCCCGGCUGCUCUGCCUCGGAUCCAGCUCUGCCGUGGCCUGGGAGGGCAGUGGAAGACGGCCCAGGUGCUUGGGCCCUGCACCCCUGUGGGAGCCCCAGAUGGAGCUCCAGGCCCUUGGCUGAAGCUUGGCCCAGCCUCUGUCAUUGUGGCCAUUUGGGAACGGGAGCUCUCUCUCUCUCUCUCUGUCACUCGCUCUCUCUCUCUGGCUUUCAAAUAAAUGAAUCUUUUGAAGAAGAAAAAGGAUGUAUACUGUCUGCCUGGUAGCACUGAGGCCGGGCCAGGUGGGUGUGGCUACUCCUGUGCC